UUCUUCACUGUAUUGAUGGCCACUUCAGAUUUCUAAAAUUUGGACUACAAGCUUGAAGAAAUAUUGAUUAAAUAGCUGAUUGCUAACAGUUGACACAGUGCAAGGACUGGAAGAAGAAGUAGUCUACCCGUCAACAUGAACUUUAAUAAUCGAUUUGAUCCAUUUAAUGUUUUUGAGGUAAAGCAUCGACCACCAACAAUUUUAACAAUAAAAGUUUUAAAAGGUUAUAAUAUAACAAAAGGAUGGGCAAAAGAUUGGAUGGAUACACCCGAUCCAUAUGUUAUAUUAUCUAUAAAAACAGCUCCAAACAGUUGGCAGAAAACAACCGUCAAAGAUAACGAUAUAAAUCCUGUUUGGGAUGAAACAUUCACUUUCUUUCUUGAUCCAGUAAACACCAAUGUCUUAGAGAUAUCGUUAAUGGAUGCUAACUACACAAUAGAUGAACAUCUGUGCAUGAGAGAAAUUUCACUGAACGAUAUACCGUUACAAACUAAAAUACGCAAAAAAAUACAAUUUAAUGACACAUCAGAAGUGGAAAUAGAAAUGUUUGCAGUUGUCGAUGAUAAUCCUAAAUUACGAUAUAGUUUAGCUUUAUGUGAUGAAGAAAAAGAGUUUGUUAGUCUAAGGAAGAGGAAGAUCUUUCUAGCCAUGAAAUCUAUUUUAAAGGAAGAUAGUCCGAGAAACGUGAGAGAGGUACCAACUAUUGGUGUACUUGGAUCUGGAGGAGGUUUCCGAGCUAUGACAGCGUUUAGUGGUGUAUUAACAGCGUUAGUUGAUAGUCAUAUACUAGACAUGGCUACUUAUGUGGUUGGUUUAUCUGGAUCUGCCUGGUAUAUAUCUCAAUUAUAUUCCAAUCCUGAGUGGCCACUCAAAACUCCCGGUGAUUUAAAUCAACAACUCAAACUAAACAUAGAUUCAAGUCCCUUCUGGUUAAUCAAGCCUCAAAGUAUGUACAGAUAUAUGAAAUUAAUCAUGGAAAAACGACGACAUGGACAACCAGUCUCUUUUACUGAUUUUUUUGGUCACCUUGUAGGAGAAACUAUACUGAAAGGGAGAUUAGAAAGUCGGUUAUCAGAUCAGCAGAGUAAAGUAAAUGAAGGGUCAAUACCGAUGCCGAUAUAUACAUGUUUACAUGUUAAAAAACAUGUUUCAGCCAUGAUCUUUCACGAAUGGAUGGAAUUCUCACCAUUUGAAAUAGGAAUGCCAAAAUAUGGAACUUUUAUGAAACCAGGUCUUUUUGGAAGCAAAUUUUUUAUGGGCCAGUUAGUGAAAUCCUUUCCUGAACCACCUUUACAUUUUCUUCAAGGUAUUUGGGGCAGUGCAUUUUGUAUUCAGUUUAAACGUUUAUUACAAGAUGAUAAGAAAGUGGAUGUAGCCCAAUUGAUGAGGCAAGAAAGAGAAGAAUUAGAAAAGGAGCUUCAAGCAGAAAUGAAUUCCCAGCAAGAAGAAGACAGCGAGGCCAGUGAGACAGAAGAAAGUGACACAGAGAACAAUAAAACGAAAAGAAAGUCGAUAAAAGCCAAACCAAGUUCGUCUACUAACGGAGACUGUAAAGAUGGAAAAAGUAAAACAUUUUGGUCCGGGAUGUUGGAGAAGUUAUUUGAUAGUACGAUUUUACAAAGUAUAGAAGGACGAGCUGCUAUGGUGCAUAAUUUUAUGCGUGGUUUAUCAAUGUCGUCCAUGUACAGUUAUUCCCCCUUCUCACAUCAACAAUCUGUCGAUGAGACCCGUGAUACGUUUGAUGGUAUAUUUGAGAUGUACCCAACAAAUAUAAAGAAGUUGUAUGUUGUUGACGGUGGUUUAACAUUCAAUUCACCCUAUCCACCAUUACUACGACCCCAGAGAGCCGUCGAUCUACUUUUAUCGUUUGACUUCAGCGCUCGACCUUCUGAUACAACACCUCCUUUCAAGGAAUUGUUAUUGGUCGAGAAAUGGGCCAGAUUAAAUAAUAUUCCUUUUCCUCCGAUCGACCCUACAAUUGUUGAUAGAGAAGGAUUAAAAGAGUGCUAUGUUUUUAAGGAUCCUAAUGACCCCCACUGUCCGACUGUUUUACAUUUUACCUUAGUUAAUAUCACAUUCCGUGAAGAGAAGAUGCCAGGAGUAAAACGUGAAACAGAAGAAGAAAAGGAGUUUGCUAAUUUUGAUUUAUUUGAUGAUCCUGAGCGACCAUAUUCAACAUUUAAUUUUAAAUACACCCACCAGGCGUUUGACAGACUCACAAAGUUAACGGAAUUCAACACCUUAUUGUACAAAGAUACGAUCCUCGCCAAUAUUAAAGAACGAAUAAAACUGCGAAGACGUCACAGUAUACGUCGUCCGUGUAAAAUCAGAGAUAUCCAGAAAUUAAAUCUCCGUGACAAAUUCAAAGAAGGCGCUUUAGAAGCGUUCAUUAGGUCGAUCGAUGAACAGGAGCAAGACCAGACAAGCAACGAAAUCAAACCAGAAUCAUAAUCAACUUAGCAAGGAUAAAUUAUUAUCCAUGGACAUCAAACUUGAAAAAAAUAAAUUGUUAUCCUUGGACAAAUUUUUAUUCAGGCACAUGCUACUUGUAAUGGGCAAAUGUUAUUCAUGGACAUCCUACUGGAAAUGAAUAAAUUGUUAUUCAUGGACAUCUUACUUGAAAUGAACAAAUUGCUUUACAUGGACUUCCUACUUGAAAUGAACAAAUUGCUAUGCAUGGACUUCUUACUUGAAAUGAACAAACUGUUAUUCAUGGACAUCCUACUUGAAAUGAACAAAUUGUUAUUUAUGGACGUUCUUUUUUAAACGAACAAAUAAUUAUCCAAGGACCAUGGACAUCCUACUUGAAAUGAACAAAUUGUUAUUCAUUGACAUCUUACUCGAUAUGAACAAAUUGUUAUCCAUGGACUUCUUACUUGAAAUGAACAAAUUGUUAUCCAUGGAUGACUACUUGAAAUGAAUAAAUGGUUAUCAAUGGGCAUUAAACUUGAAAUGAACAAAUUGUUAUUUAUGGAUAUAAUACUUGAAAUGAAUAAUUAUUAUUUCUGAACUACACAACUGAAAUGAACAAAUUAAUAUUCACGGACAUCCUACUUAAAAUCAACAAAUUGUUAUUUAUGGACAUUCUUUUUGAAAUGAACAAAUUAUUAUCGAUGGACCAUGGACAUCCUACUUGAAAUGAACAAAUUGUUAUCCAUGGACAUGUGAUGUGAACACAAUACAAUAUAUACUAAAAGUAAAUUAUAUUAAUUAUGAUGUGAUAAAUAUUGUUAUCAACAAUAUGUGAAUAUUAAAUUACAUGUAGAUAAAUAUAUAUUAAUUUAAAAAAGUUUAUUUUUGUAUAAAAAAUGUCAAAUGCACAAUAUGUAAAUACCCCAAUAUAUAAUUUAACAUAUUUUCAAUAUUUAUUGUAAAAAAAAAGUCUUGAUUCACAUGACUACAAUGUAUAAGUAGAGCCAGGGCUGACCAGAUCAAGGCAAAUUUAGGGCCCUAAUACCCCUCUCCCAUCUUAGUAUGACAUUGGGGAUACCAAUGUAUAAAGAAUUAAAUAGAUAUGGGUCCCGGAGCGAUGUACCGACUGCGCCCGCUCUGCUUGGCCCUGAGAAGUGCUAAACUUGCCUAUUGCAGGUCUUUUCUUGGCUUCAAGUGUUAUGUAAACUAUUUAUUCACUUGAUGACAAGUCCAUAAUUAACACCCUUGGCGAUAUAAUGGCUUAGAUAUUGAGUGGAUUAGACAAUACUUGCCAUUUAUGCAUUUAAAGAUAACAUUAAUGUGGCUGGAGAGUGAAGACUGCUGAUGAAGAACUGAUAAUCAAGACUUAUCAUGACAAUGGAACUUGUCAAUCGAGAAUAUGAACGGCAGACCAAUCUGCCAAUCACGGCUAUUCUUGUCAAAACUUCAAACCGACAUUCAUAACUUCGCUCAGAAUAAAGUAAUUUGACUGAAAUUUUGAAUAUAUUUAUUUUUCAUUAUCUAUUUUUGAACUGUUAUAGUAAAAAUUUACAGCUCUUUCUCUAAAUCUUGCAUGAUAUAAUGUAUCUUCAAUAAUACAUUUUGAAAGAAGCGAGAGAAAUUUUUAAAUUAAAAAGAUAUCUUGUUUAAAAAGUAACAUCAAAUUCUCGCGUACGACAUUCCUCUAAGUAAUUCCUCUUGAAUUUUCUGUCGUAAAAUACAUAAUGUAAAUAUUUUACUUAAUCACUGUAAAUACCUCAAUAUAUAUGUUUAUUAUAAAUAAUGUCUUGAUUCACAUUGCAUACAAUGCAUAUAUAUGUACUUGAACUUAAUUUUCUUAAGUCAAAUAAAUAUUACGGUAAAUAUUUUAA
Patella vulgata (common limpet) is the source of this 4283-nucleotide messenger RNA. Its product is annotated as cytosolic phospholipase A2. Gene Ontology annotation, cellular component: cytosol. The record is from RefSeq and is a predicted model, not a curated record. Gene Ontology annotation, biological process: glycerophospholipid catabolic process. Lineage: Eukaryota; Metazoa; Mollusca; Gastropoda; Patellidae. Gene Ontology annotation, molecular function: calcium-dependent phospholipid binding; calcium ion binding. The transcript has 17 exons. The coding region runs from base 136 to 2451 and encodes 771 amino acids.